Messenger RNA from Salarias fasciatus (jewelled blenny), 1788 nucleotides. RefSeq lists its product as uncharacterized. The coding region runs from base 1 to 1788 and encodes 595 amino acids. The record is from RefSeq and is a predicted model, not a curated record. The transcript is spliced from 4 exons. Gene Ontology annotation, molecular function: GTP binding. NCBI's taxonomy places the organism in Eukaryota, Metazoa, Chordata, Actinopteri, Blenniiformes, Blenniidae.
AUGGACCCUGAAGCCGGCAGCACCAUGGAGCUGGCGGCCCUCGGCCGACCGUUUGGCCUCGGCAUGCUGUACGACUGUCGCCAAGACUCACUGGUCCCUGUCCAGAGCUCAGAGGUGAACUGGGGGCCUCUGUCAGAUGCGACAUGCAGCGGCGUGCCGAAACGGGCCACCCAGGUGGAAAUGAAGGCCCGUGCCACCUCUGCCGCCAUCGUGGAAGCCAUCGGAACCACCUCCGGCCCUCUGGUGCUCCGGUCCACCAUAGUCAGGAGAAUUGAUGUAGGUGGUUGCAAACGUUUCAGUUAUGGAAAAUCUUCAACCAAACACAACCGUACCAUCAUGGUCCUCGGAGCCACUGGUGCUGGGAAGUCAACCCUCAUCAAUGGGAUGAUCAACUAUAUCCUCGGUGUUCAGUUUGAGGACUCAUAUCGAUUCAAGUUAGUUGAUGAAGAUGCGUCCAAAUCACAAGCUCACAGCCAGACCUCUGAGGUUACUGUGUACAAACUCAACCACCAAGAUGGAUUUAAAGUCCCCUUCUCCCUGACCAUUGUGGACACUCCAGGGUUUGGGGACACGAGAGGCAUAGACAGAGACAGGAAGAUAGUCGAGCAGCUGCGGAACCUCUUCUCUUCUGAUUCUGGAGUCACUGAAAUCGACGCCGUUUGCUUUGUAGCUCAGGCCUCCUUGGCACGUCUCACAGCCACUCAGAAAUAUGUGUUUGAUUCAGUGCUGUCAAUCUUUGGCAAAGAUGUGGCAGAAAACAUCAGGAUCCUGGUGACAUUUGCAGAUGGUCAACGUCCACCAGUCCUGGAGGCGAUCAAUGCUUCAGGUGUCCUAUGUCCCAAAUCCAAAGACGGGCUGCCGAUUCACUUCAAAUUCAAUAAUUCAGCUUUGUUUGCAGACAACAAGUCCUCAGCGGCCAACAACACAGAUGAUGAUGAUGAUGAUGGUGGUGAAGAUGGUGGUUUUGACAAGAUGUUCUGGGACAUGGGGGCAAAAAGCAUGAAGAGAUUCUUUAAUGCUCUGAACGUCAUAACCACCAAAAGCUUGACACUGACCCAGGAGGUGCUCAGAGAGCGGCAGCAGCUUGAAGUUUCAAUCGAAAAUCUGCAGACUCGGGUUAAACUGGGGUUAGCAAAGAUGGAGGAGAUAAAUGAAACAGAGAAACAGCUCAAAGACCACGAGGCAGAAAUCAGCAGAAACAAGAACUUUGAGUUCUACGUUCCUGUCAAGAAGCCCAAACAGGAGGAUAUCUCCGGAACUGGGCACUACAUCACCAACUGUCAGCAGUGUCAUUUCACCUGCCAUUACCCAUGUAUCUAUGCUGAUGACAAAGAUAAACAUCGCUGCAGUGCAAUGGGAUCAGAUGGACACUGCGAACAGUGUCCAGGCAAGUGCUACUGGAGUGUGCACUUCAACCAAAAGUACAAAUGGUCGUAUGAGGAGGUUCAAGAAAAACAAACCAUUGGUGAGCUGGAACAGAAGUACCGGAAAGCUAAAGGAGAGAAAAUAUCAGUUGAGGGGAUCAUUCAUGGCCUAAAGGCUGAUUACAGGCAGAUGCAGACUGAGGUGGGGAAACUGAUCUCCCGGUCUGCCAAAUGUCUGAACAGGCUGAAAGAGAUCGCGCUGAAGCCCAACCCUCUGUCCACUCCAGAGUACAUUGACAUGCUGAUUGAGGGAGAGAAAAGAGAAGGAAAACCUGGCUUUAAAGAACGAAUUAACGCUCUGAUGGCCAUGAAGGAGAAAGCAGAGUUCAUGACCAAGUUUGUAUCUAACUCCAAAGACAUAUGA